Molecule: messenger RNA, 1746 nt
Organism: Daucus carota subsp. sativus
Lineage: Eukaryota; Viridiplantae; Streptophyta; Magnoliopsida; Apiales; Apiaceae
Product: IAA-amino acid hydrolase ILR1-like 6
Exons: 5
Coding region: 117-1556 (479 amino acids)
Biological process (GO): auxin metabolic process; jasmonic acid metabolic process
Cellular component (GO): endoplasmic reticulum
Molecular function (GO): IAA-Ala conjugate hydrolase activity
Source: RefSeq, a predicted model, not a curated record
CAUCAACUCAUUCUUUUUUCCCUCCAGCGUCCCCACAAACAUCAUUUCUCCAUCAAUACUCUCUCCUUUCCCUCCCUCCUUUCUCCACUUUCUCUUCUCUCUCACUCCGCACAGAAAUGAAUUUCAUCUCCCCCAUCUCUCCCAAUCUCUCCCAAUCUCUCCUCACCACCACACUCCACAUACUCACCUCUCUCCUCCUAGUCUCAUCCUCCACCACCUUUAAAUCCGAUCACGACCUCUCCUACAUAGAGUCCUCAGCCUUCUCCAAGCCCGACAAGAAUCUCUCCGCGACUAUUUCGUGUGUCCCGAUAAUACCGCCCCCGAAGAUCAACUCGGACUGCGAGACAUGGAGCCCGGAGUGCUCGAAACAAGUGAUGGAGAUGGCGAAAAAACCGGAGUUCGUAGAGUGGAUAACGAAGAUCAGGAGACAGAUACAUGAGAACCCGGAGCUCGCUUUCGAGGAGCAUCAAACGAGUCAACUCGUGAGAGACGAGCUGGUGAAACUCGGAAUCGGCUUCCGAUUUCCUCUGGCUAUUACCGGGAUUCGUGCCACUAUUGGGACUGGCGCGCCUCCUUACGUGGCGCUUCGAGCUGAUAUGGACGCUCUCCCCAUCCAGGAGGCUGUUGAAUGGGAGUACAAGAGCAAAGUUGCUGGAAAAAUGCAUGCUUGCGGUCAUGAUGCUCACGUCGCAAUGGUCCUGGGGGCAGCUAAAAUUCUAAAAAGCCGGGAGAAGCAUUUGAAGGGCACAGUAGUUGUGAUAUUUCAGCCAGCAGAGGAGGCAGGGAAUGGUGCGAAAAAAAUGAUUGAAGAUGGGGCUCUUCAAGAUGUGGAGGCUAUAUUUGCAGUUCAUGUAUCACAUCAGCAUUUAACGGGUGUAAUCGGUUCAAGGCCGGGUCCUUUGCUUGCUGGCUGUGGAAUUUUCAGAGCUGUCAUUACUGGAAAACAAGGCCCUGCAGGGAACCCACACCACUCUGUUGAUCCUAUUUUGGCCGCGUCUGCUGCUGUCAUUAGUUUACAAGGGAUCGUCUCUCGUGAAUCCAAUCCAUUGGAUUCCCAGGUGGUCUCAGUUGCUUCAUUCAUGGGCGGAGACGACCUCGGGAUGAUAGCUGAUUCUGUAGUUCUUAAGGGCACUUUAAGGGCUUUCUCUAACACUAGCUUCUACCAGCUCAUGGAAAGGAUAGAGCAGGUCAUUGUUAACCAAGCAAACGUCUUCAGAUGCUCUGCAACAGUGGACUUCUUUAAGAAGCAAAGCACAAUAUAUCCGCCAACAGUCAACGACAAUGAAAUGUAUGAACACGUCAGAAAAGUUGCCUCUGAUUUGCUUGGGCCUGCAAAUUUUCGAGUAGUCCCACCGAUGAUGGGAGCAGAAGACUUCUCUUUCUACUCUGAGGUAGUCCCUGCAGCCUUCUAUUAUAUAGGUAUAAUGAACGAGACGUUGGGUUCAACGCACACAGGACAUUCACCUCAUUUCAUGAUCGACGAAGAUGUUCUUCCCAUAGGUGCUGCAACUCAUGCUGCGAUUAUUGAAAGAUAUCUUAAUGAGUAUCAUUCAUAAUAAAUUGUCACCCUAUCCAUCUUCUUCUUUCAAUAUUUGUUUCUCUAACCAGGUCGAAAAGAAAACCUGGCUUGCUUACUUGACUCUUCUUCUGAAGUUGUAGCAAGUAACAAGGCCUUGGCUAGUGAGUAGUUAGGUUCUGAUGCAUGUUAAUAUAUUAGUAUUUAGUUGUACACAAGUAUGUUUUUCA